GCCGAAGUUCAAGGAGGUUUUAAAUUGAGCCAGCUGAGGCACUGGACUUCAAGUUAAAAAUUUUCCUUCUCGUCAGGAGAUUAGCUCUUCCCCAAGCACUCCAGGAUUUCGUUGUUGACAUGAGUCACCCGCACAAUAUUAACUGCCUUCCAGCGGAACUGCUCCUGAGCAUCUUCCAACUCAUAGGGACCCACGAUGGUCCCUGCACACUACCUGGAAUCGUCGCUGCGUCGCACGUUUGCAAGCGCUGGCGAUACCUCGCCCUCCAAACACAGUCUCUCUGGACUGUGAUCUCAAUUUCCAACAGGGAAAAAGACUAUGCCCACCAUGCGCGUGUCUGGCUGGCACGAAGUGGUGUAUUACCAGUUGAUCUAACUAUCCACUGGGACUCGUCAUGGGUGGAACGUGAAGCCGAAGAGGCUCUUUUUCCUAUUGACGACGCAGCUCCAUGGGCUGAUGAGACCUCACAAUAUAUUAGACGCUCGUACAUGGAGUAUGAGCGAUUUCGCGAUCUCAAGCGUCAGUCACUCAUGCGUGAGCUCGAAUGCCACAAACACCGUUGGCGCUCCUUCAAAUGGAAUGCAACUUCGCACCACCUGUUCGAGGGAAGCGUAGAUGCGGAUGUGCAGACAUUAGUGGACGCCUCCGAUCACAUUCAUGGCAUGGACUCAAAUUCAGCAAUUUAUAUGACGGUUUCUCGCGACUUUCCCUCAUUGCCUUCCAUUGACAAAGUGUCACUUGAUUCUAAAGCAUCAGUUCGUACAGGGAAGAAUUCAUUUUUUACAAGGAACACAACAAGCAUGCGUAGGUUCUGGUCAAAAUUUUGGGAUUUGCUGCACUUUUAAAUGUUCUGUCGUCGAUUCGACUAUAGUACGUCUCCAGUCACUAACCUACAGCGCAUACGUACCGAGUACAAAUGAUUGCGUAUGUAUUUCUCAAAAUUUCACCAUUGACUUGGUGCUCCUAAUUAUAAGUGACUUUGAUAGGUCGGGUGUCGUGUCAAUAUUGUCAGUUUUGAUGAUGGACAUACGUACUGUAACUAUCUGGUUGGUUCUAUUUGGCAAAGGCUUUUGUUUUUAAUAUGUACAAACAACUACUGUGUA
Molecule: messenger RNA, 1103 nt
Organism: Suillus bovinus
Lineage: Eukaryota; Fungi; Basidiomycota; Agaricomycetes; Boletales; Suillaceae
Exons: 3
Coding region: 120-845 (241 amino acids)
Molecular function (GO): protein binding
Source: RefSeq, a predicted model, not a curated record